Messenger RNA from Acaulospora colombiana, 275 nucleotides. Lineage: Eukaryota; Fungi; Glomeromycota; Glomeromycetes; Diversisporales; Acaulosporaceae. The record is from the annotation of a GenBank genome assembly.
AGAAAGAAGUUUCAGUAUUGUCGUCGUCCGAGUCAGAAAUUGGUUCGGAAUUUUUCGAGGCAUUGAAACAUUUACAGCAAAUUCACAGAGAUUGCGAAUCUUUGUUGAUAACGGAAAAUCAAAGGGCUGGGUCGCGAGAUGCAAGAAGUGCCAGUGACUUUAAGACAUGCGCUGAAAGCAUUGAAGCAACGCCCAGCUCUGUUUCAGUAUAUAUUAUUCUUUAUAAUAGAUGUUUCUUUAAAUAUUCCUCAUCUAAUCUGAAAUAUUUAGAUCGU